AUGUUGGCUGACGGCAGCAGCAGCAGCAGCAGUGGAUUUCCAUCUCCUGCAUCGCUGCUGCUGGCUCCAACAGCUACAGCAGCAGCAGGGCUUUUCAGUGGCAAGCGCAGCAGCGACGCCAGCGAAAAGCAGCAGCAGCAGCAGCAGCAGCAGCAGCAAAUGAUGCGGCUUGUGCUAGAACUGUGGGGCCCCCGCUUUGUUUCAGAUGUUUUGGCCUGGGAAGCCCUCACGUUCCCUACCGUCCCAUCAGCAGCAGCAGCAGCAGCUGCUGCUGCUGCUGCUACUUCUGAGAGCAGCAAAAACAAGCUCGACAAGCAUCAGCCUCGCAGAGGGUGCGACAAAUGCUGCUGCUGCGGCGCGUGCUGCAGCAGCUGCUGCUGCUGCUGUUUGCUGAAGGAAGCUGAGAGAAGACUGAGACAAGAAGCAGCGCUGCCGCCGGCGCAGCCGCCGCCGCAGCAGCAGCAGCAGCAACAUCACUACCUUCAGCAGCAGCAAAAGGGUCUCCCGUCCGCCACGCGAGUUGUGAAGGAGUACGCGCAGAAGGUAGCAGCAGCAGCUGCUGCUGGGCAGCAGGAGCAGCUGCAGCAGCUGCUGCAGGGCCUCAGGGAGGAGCCGGACAUGCAGCUGCUGCUGGGGCCACAGUUCGAAGACAGCAGCAGCAGCACAAGCAGCAGCAGCAUCAGCCUUCUCUGGCAGCAACAGAAGCUGGCUUUGCACGCCGCACAGCAGCAGCAGCUGCAGCAGCAGGAGCAGCAGCAGCAGCAGCAUUGA
Messenger RNA from Eimeria tenella, 771 nucleotides. RefSeq lists its product as uncharacterized. The coding region runs from base 1 to 771 and encodes 256 amino acids. Lineage: Eukaryota; Apicomplexa; Conoidasida; Eucoccidiorida; Eimeriidae. The transcript is spliced from 2 exons. The record is from RefSeq and is a predicted model, not a curated record.